GUUCAUUCAGCUGAAACUGGAACGUGCCACUCCGGCAGAGCGUCAGCUGGUGUUCAACGAGAUCCUCCAGGCAGCUUAUCAGCUCAUGGUGGAUGUGUUUGGGAACUAUGUCAUCCAGAAGUUCUUUGAAUUUGGCAGCCUGGAGCAGAAGUUGGCCUUGGCAGAACGCAUCCGUGGGCACGUGCUGUCCCUGGCUCUGCAGAUGUAUGGCUGCAGGGUGAUCCAGAAGGCCCUGGAGUUUAUUCCCCCAGACCAGCAGGUAAUUAACGAGAUGGUUCGGGAGCUGGAUGGACACGUCCUCAAGUGUGUGAAAGACCAGAAUGGGAACCAUGUGGUGCAGAAGUGCAUUGAGUGUGUGCAGCCUCAGUCCCUGCAGUUCAUUAUCGAUGCCUUUAAGGGACAGGUUUUUGCAUUGUCCACACACCCCUAUGGCUGCCGUGUGAUCCAGAGGAUCCUGGAGCACUGUCUUCCAGAGCAGACCCUUCCCAUCUUGGAGGAGCUUCACCAACACACUGAGCAGCUGGUCCAGGACCAGUAUGGGAACUAUGUUAUCCAGCAUGUCCUAGAACAUGGUCGGCCUGAGGAUAAGAGCAAGAUUGUAGCAGAGAUCAGAGGCAACGUGCUCGUCUUGAGUCAACAUAAGUUUGCUAGCAACGUGGUGGAGAAGUGUGUGACCCACGCGUCGCGCACGGAGCGCGCGAUGCUGAUCGACGAGGUGUGCACUAUGAACGACGGCCCUCACAGUGCCUUAUACACCAUGAUGAAGGAUCAGUAUGCCAACUAUGUGGUGCAGAAGAUGAUCGAUGUGGCAGAGCCAGCGCAGAGGAAGAUUGUCAUGCACAAG
Acanthisitta chloris (rifleman) is the source of this 844-nucleotide messenger RNA. RefSeq names its product pumilio homolog 1-like. Gene Ontology annotation, molecular function: mRNA 3'-UTR binding. Lineage: Eukaryota; Metazoa; Chordata; Aves; Passeriformes; Acanthisittidae. Gene Ontology annotation, cellular component: cytosol; cytoplasm. The record is from RefSeq and is a predicted model, not a curated record. The annotation marks the transcript as partial. The transcript is spliced from 6 exons. Gene Ontology annotation, biological process: miRNA processing; regulation of mRNA stability.